This is a messenger RNA of Dermacentor andersoni, 4502 nucleotides long. RefSeq names its product glycerophosphodiester phosphodiesterase 1-like. The record is from RefSeq and is a predicted model, not a curated record. Gene Ontology annotation, cellular component: plasma membrane. Gene Ontology annotation, biological process: ethanolamine metabolic process; N-acylethanolamine metabolic process; phospholipid metabolic process. NCBI's taxonomy places the organism in Eukaryota, Metazoa, Arthropoda, Arachnida, Ixodida, Ixodidae. Gene Ontology annotation, molecular function: glycerophosphodiester phosphodiesterase activity.
UGACGCGAUCAGUGGCAAAGGAGCGUCGGUGUGCUGGCGUUGGGCGGUCGUCAACCCGUGUCAUGUGAGGGCUGCUGCCGUCGCAAGAUCAGCGUGGCUCAGCUGUUUCCGAAGGCGGCGGCGGCAAUGACGUGCACGUGAGGCUAACCGGAAAGGCAGGGCGAGAUGCGCGAAGCCGGCUGCGUCGGGUGUCCGCCGCUGAACGUCGUCGGCACCGUGGCCCGCGCGUUCGGCGCGCUCUUCUUCGCCUGUGUCUUUCAGCAGCAUCUCAUGGCCUCGCUCUACAUCGCCGCGCUUUUCGUGGCCCUCGCUUGCUACGCCAUCCACCGAGCAGCUCUACCGCGCGUCGACGACGCGCUCGCCGCCGAGGUGAUUCUCGGAGAUCAACGCGGUGCUGGCGACGCCCCGCUGCCGCUGGUGUUCGCGCACCGCGGCGGCGGUCACGACGCGCCCGAGAACACCCUGGCAGCCAUCCGGGAGGCGAAGCGCAACAACGCCUCGGGAAUCGAGUUCGACCUCUCCUUCACGCAUGACAGCGUCGCCGUUCUGUUCCACGACGAGACCCUCGAGCGCACCACGAACGGCGAGGGACCGCUCGCUGCCAUAACCUUCGAAGCCCUGCGCCGACUCGACGCGGCCGCCAAGCACCCUUUCGCCGAGCGCUUCGUGGACGAACGCGUGCCGACGCUCGAAGAAGGCGUCGAAGAGUGCCUCCGCCUCGGCCUACGGCUCAUCCUGGACGUGAAGGAGUACGAUCACCGAGCCGUCACCCUCGUCGAUGAGCUGUUUCGCAGGCGGCCCGAGCUCUAUCGACGGGCGCUCGUCGCCUCCUUCUACCCGCAGUUCAUCUACGCGCUCCGGCGCCAGAACCCGGGCAUCGUGACGGCGCUCACUUGGCGACAGGGGUUCGUGGCGUACGACGACAUCGAGAACCUGCGUCCGCGCUUCAAGUCGUACACCAAGCACCUCCUGGCGCGUGUCGGCGACUGGCUGCUGGACCGGGCCCUUCAUGGCGGCCUGCUGUCGUACCUGACCGGAGCCUCGGCCGUUCUCAUCUGCAAGAACGUGCUGAGCGCCGAGUACGUUCGGUCGUGGCGCGACCAGGGUAUGCACCUCCUCGCGUGGACGCCCAAUCACCCGGCCGAGAAGGACUUUCUUCGCAAGGUUCUUCGGGUGCCCAUCAUCACCGACACUUUGCGCCACGCCUAGACACGCCCGACGCUUUUAACUCCCUUUCCAACGCACAUAAUUAAUCUCUUUUCUCGGAUAGUCUUCACAAAUUGCUGGUGCAUGCGCUCGUAAUGUCGGUCAAGCGAAUAACACUGUUGCAUGACUGGGUUUGCGAAUUAGUGCGAAACUUCUUGCAUGUGCUUUAAGGGCCGCUGCAUUUAACAUACUGAUAACCCUACAGUGACCCUUCGUGGCACUCUUUUUUACGUACUUUGCAAGAUUGCGAUCUUUUUCCGCCUCUUAGAAGUGAUAACAUGUGAAUGACGGAUGCAGUACAUAACAAUCCCGUAGUAGAUUUUUAACGAAGCUUCAUAUGCAUGUUUUGAUAAAUGCAUAACUCAUAAUGCAAUGCUAAAAAAUUUCAUAUCAUUGUGAAAGCAAGCAACAGAGGGAACAAGAGGAUUAUGAAUUCACUUUUUCAUGUUUUCGACAUUUAGAUUUAUACUGCGUGACAUUUUUUGCCUGAGGGUAAAACUCAAUACACGAGUGAAUUUCGAGUUUUGAAUCAAUAACUGUGUGCGCUGUGAGUGGAAAGAUCAGCCUUGCUUACUUGUGGUCAACAAGCUUUAACGAUUUAUGAAAGUGACAGUAGUGUUGCACAAACAUGUAUUCUUUAAUUUUGUUUUAUCCUGCGAAGAUAGUAUCAUUAUGCCACAAUGUUUACAAACAUUACCAUUGACUUUGAACAAAUCUUAUAUGUGACUGCGUUUUCGUUUACAGAACACAAUCUGUCAUUCAUGCUUUCUGGUUCCUAUUGAGAAUGGCACUAACCUAAACUUACUUAACUUAAAGCAGCAAAACUUUGGAGCUGUAAGUAACCUCUUGCGCAAUCUUGCAGCUUGUGUUGCUCUUGUUGCAGCCAACUUAGUCCUGGCUGACAUUUUUCUGCACCGGUGAUCUCUGCAGAGCCUUCUGCACUUUCACAGAUAAAAGUCGGGGGCCCUCACCAGUGAGUACCAAAGUCCUUGAUAGGAGGGGGUACCUAGAAGUUGCUGGAGUACUCUCCUUGACACAUGCAUGCUCUGUAAUUCACUGAACAAGCCCUUAGGAAAUACCAGAUUAUUUCCUUUCUGCGUCGGCAUGCAUGCUUCCAUAUUGUUUUAGGUUCCGAGUUGGGUGUUUGAUUCUGUGAGAGAACAUGCAAACAAUCUUUCUCUCAUCUGGGGCAAGCUCAAACACUGCAGCGGGAGUGCACAUGUGAGCUAGUUAGCGACUUAGCUUAGUGGAAAAAGAAAUCGUGCAAACGCAGCACGACGACAGCUUAAAGAUGGGACAUGGCGCUGACUACCAAACUGUUGGUUUAUUGUGCUGACUGCAGGCAGUACUUGUAUAGUUGGUAGCCAAUGCAGCCAAUGCUUUGUACUGCAUGUUUUAGCUGACAUCCCAUGCUCGCGUUUGUUCACUACAAAAGGUGCCCUGGCUUCAGUUGGAGAUAGCCCAAGAUUUAAAAAAAAAAGUUAAUUGUGUGUUUUUAUGUGCCAAAACCACUUUCUGAUUAUGAGGCAUGCCAUAGUGAGGGACUCUGGAAAUUUAGACUACCUGGUGUACACAAGUGUAAGUACACAGGUGUUCCCGCAUUUCGCCCCCAUCAAAAUACGGCCCCCGUGGCUGGGAUUCGAUCCCGCGACCUCGUACUUAGCAGCCUAACACCAUAGCCACUAAGCAACUGUGACAGGUAGCCCAAUAUUUGUUCACGGGACAUCUGUAAUAGGUACUUUGAUGUGAAACUAGCAAAACAGUUCAACAAUGCCAUUUGAUUUGUUCAAGAAACAUUAAUGCUUUUAUUAUUCCUGCCAACCAUUGCCAAACUAGGCCGUGGUCUGUUUUCAAAUGAAGCAUUACCUACCUUUGAAAUGGGGAAAUAAAGGUGGGAACAUUAGGCUGCAUGUCUACUGAAAAAGCAUCGUAUAUUUAGGCAAGUGAAAGCAAAGAACUGCUUGAGGUUCAAUCUGUUCUUAAAAAAAAGUUAUUGCAUAUCCAGACAGAGGGGUGCAUUUGCUACUGGAAAAGGCACUCACUUCCACAAACACCAUCAUUUUCAUCUGUACUAUCGUGGAAUCAUUCAUACCAGCUUUUACGGAGAGCAUAUUAUAGUGCCUUUGUCCCUUUAACAGUCGUCUAGGUAUGCAGAAAAGUUCUGCAUAUAUCUUGCAGAUUUAGUAUGGUUAAAUACAGCCAUCAGCUGAGCAAAUAAAAAGACUUAAUUUUUUGAAGAUUUUCGUUACUUGCUCAGGCAAACACUUCACUACAACCCCACCAGCAGAGCAUGUCAAGCACAAUUAUAGAGCUAAUUGUUUUACAUAUACUGUGUGCUUGCAGUAUACCCAGCUGUUUGGGAGACUUUAGCUGGGACACUGUAACAAUUUGGUUGCAACACUACGGCUUCUUGCACUUCAUCAGUGGUGCAAGUAGUGCUUUGCAGCUGCCAGUCAUGAAUGCUGGAUGAUAUAAGAGGAAUGGAAUCAAGUUAAAGUAAUCCUUACAUUAUAGUGGUGUUCCGUUUCACAUUAGUGCUAAAAGCAAGAAUUCUUCUGCUGGCAUUUCUAGAAACGACAGAGAUGUCUAUCUUCGUGAGCUGUUUUUAGUACAAUAUGUGUGCGAUAGCAGUUUCACAGAACACAUCCCACGAAAGUGUCUAAGCUGAUUACUAUAGAUUUUAGUAGACUUUUCUGUUUUUGUUCUUUUUUUUUCCUGUUUUGUUUUCUUUAUGAGCACAUAAUGCUGACGUUCAAAAAUCAUGUCUAGAAUUGUGGAACACAGUGAGUGAAGGGGUUAGAAGUCUGUUUCAAGGUGCACCUAAUGUGCAAGGCUAAGGCAGUGCUCUUAAGCGGCAUGUUCCUUGAACACGAAAGAACAGUUGUCUUUUGGGUACCCCCUCGCAAUCUUUCAUGUGGAACUUUCAGUAUGCAUAUCAGUGUGACCUCCAAUCAUCAGCGGUUGUUUUGGGCAGCUUGUCCUUCCAUGAAGCAAUAAUCAUUUUGUUUUUCACCCGGUCUAAAUGUUUUUUUAAUGGUUGUCAGUGUCGAAUUGUGCAGCUGCGUACAAACUUUUUUUGCUGUCACGUGGAUGUGUUUCAUCAUUGUGACAUUUAUUUUCUACAUCUGUCAGUGUGAUCCACUGAUAUUUGUGUUCUUGUUUAAGCAUUGCAGUUCUCUCACCUGGAGCAUUGAGUAAAUAAAUGACCAAAGUGUGGUGUCACUCGAAGCAUCCCUUCGAUGUCUUGCAACUUGUGAAGCUUUUCUGUUUUCAAAAUAAAGAAAUCGCUUCGUGAA